UGGCGCGCUUGGAAAAAACUGCACUUCAGUUUCAGUGCGAUUUUUCGACCGAACGCAGACGGUUGAUCCAACUCCAAAUCAAAUCAAAUAAAUUGAGAGAAAAAAAAGAGCAAAUACAACCCAAAAAACGUUAAAGAUGUCGAUGCUGAACAACAACAGCUCUGCGCUGCUGAGGAUGCUAGCAACGUUGUUGUUGCUGCUUGGCGUUGCGUUGGCCAUUGAAGUGCAGAAAUUUGGACACCUGUAUAAUCCACCGCAAUCGGAGCAUCAUGCACCACGCCACGAGGACAAACAGGAUUUGAAUAAAAUACCCGGUGUGGCCGGAGUCGAUUAUCCGAUCUAUCACGAAGUGCCGCACACGCAAUUCAGUUGCCACAACGUGCCCGCUGUGCCGGGCAUGUAUGCCAAUGUAGAGACUGGCUGUCAGGCCUAUCAUGUCUGUCACGAUGGACGCGAGGGUCACCAGGGUGCUUCGUUCUUGUGCACCAACGGCACAAUAUUCAAUCAGAAGGAAUUCGCCUGCGACUGGUGGUACAAUGUGAAGUGCGAGGAAGCCACCAGCCUCUAUCAUUUGAACGCCGAUCCGGAACACAAUCCUUAUAUUCCCAAGAAGAAGCCUGAACUUGAACUUGAGCAUGCCGUGCACGAUGUGCAUAAUGGCGCUGGAUUUCUAAUACACGCAUAAUUUUCACUUCACAUUUCACUUGCACUAUUUAAAUUCAUUUCAAAAUUUUUCACUUCGCAAUAAAAUUUGGUUUACGUUG
Messenger RNA from Drosophila nasuta, 764 nucleotides. RefSeq lists its product as uncharacterized. Gene Ontology annotation, molecular function: chitin binding. Bases 137 to 685 code for a protein of 182 amino acids. Gene Ontology annotation, cellular component: extracellular region. The transcript has 3 exons. The record is from RefSeq and is a predicted model, not a curated record. NCBI's taxonomy places the organism in Eukaryota, Metazoa, Arthropoda, Insecta, Diptera, Drosophilidae.